Messenger RNA from Hordeum vulgare subsp. vulgare (domesticated barley), 1163 nucleotides. Its product is annotated as coiled-coil domain-containing protein 8 homolog. Lineage: Eukaryota; Viridiplantae; Streptophyta; Magnoliopsida; Poales; Poaceae. The record is from RefSeq and is a predicted model, not a curated record. The transcript has 3 exons. The coding region runs from base 82 to 570 and encodes 162 amino acids.
GUCAAGUAUUUCAGCCGCACCGCACCAUACACCUGCUCCCGUCCAAACAUUUCCCCCAAAUCCCCUCGAACCCUAGCCGCCAUGUCCUCCCCUCGAACCCUAGGCACCCCUGCCUUCCCCUCGAGCGUAAGCAAUGGCCGAUCCAGACACCGGCCGCGCAACGCGAGCAGCAGCCCGAUCGAUCCAGCCACCGAUGGCGCGUCCCCUCGAGCGCGAGCAGCGGCCGAUCCAGCCACCGGCAGCGCGUCCCCUCGAGCGCGAGCAGCGGCCGAUCCAGCCACCGGCAGCGCGUCCCCUCGAGCGCGAGCAGCGGCUGAUCCAGCCAUCGGCGACGUAGCGCGAGCAGCGGGCCAUCGAUCCAACCACCGAUGGCGCGGCGCGAGCAGGGGCCCGAUCGAUCCAGCCACCGGCGACGCGACGCGAGCAGCGGCCCAAUCGAUCCAGCCAUCGGUAGGGAGGUGCGAGCAACGGCUCGGUCAAUCCAGCCACUUGCGGGGCGGGGCGAGCAACAGACGGUCCAACCACCGAGGGGCGGCGCAAGCAGAUCUUCCUGCUGUCCAUCGCUCCUGAGAAGAACGACGGGUCGACAACCACAGGACCCUCCUGCCUCCUGCAGCUGCAAUAUUGGCUGCACUCCUGUAGGUUGCAGCACGCCUUUCCUCGAGCGGCACACGUGACUGGCAUCUCGACGCAGAUGGCAAGCAACGUCCGGUGGAACAGCUCCAGCAGGAGGCAAACAACGGCAUUCUUCUUCGUCGUGGGAUCCUAAAAAGUAGUCUGGCAUGAAGCUGUGACAUGCUCAUGUAUGUGCCCUGCACUAACAACAGCUACACUCCUAAGGGGAUGUAAUCGAACAAAAGGAUGUUCUAAAGCACCCAGAAGAAGUAGAGGACAGGACAGGAGGAGGGAACAAGAAGCUUCGUUUAUCAUUGAUGUUAUAUGUGAUCAACAAAAACUUGUGCUUCUCAUCCAAUCUUUGUCGAACUAUGUUGAUGUGUGGUUAUGCACUUGUUGGGCCCUUUUGCUGUGCACCUGUACUUGUAGAACUAUUUUGUUGUGCACUUGUUGGGCUUUGAACUUUUAUGUGUAGAGGAGUCGAUGGAUGAUGUAUUGUAAUUCAUGUGAUGUGUUACUGAAAUGAAAUAUAUACAACUAAUUUAUAA